GUGUGCAUCGCACCCACUCUGUCUCUCUCCAUCUCCUCUGCUCUCUCUUCGGGGGCCCCUGUCAAUCUUUUACUCCAGCAUCCACCAGGGCUUCUUCUUCUCUUCAGCUCUCCUUUCUUCCUCUCCAGCUGUGGAAACAAUGGCCACGCCGAGCCUGCUCCUCACUUUAUCCGUGUGGCUUCUGGCUGCGAGCCUCUUAGCGGAGGCGACUUACUACCGGCACCACCGCUACGUCCCCCACUUCUACCGCUACCGUGAGCACUCCGCCAACACGGAAAACCUCCUCCCUGAGGUCUCGAACCCGGUGCCUGAAGUAUCGCAACCCGGCGUCCCGACCUACCCCGAUAUCCCCGAGGUGUUCCACCCGGUACCUGAAGUCAUCCACCCCAUUCCAGAAGCUUUCCACCCGGUGCCCGAAGUCGUGCAUCCUGCACCUGAGCCUUACCAUCCACCUGAUGUCUACCAGCCGGUGCCUGAAGCCUCCUCCCCUCUCAACAUGAACCGGGUUUUCUACGGGAUCAUGUUUGACGCCGGGAGCACAGGCAGCAGGAUCCACAUCUACAAGUUCAUCCAGAAAGACCCUGUUGAGCUGCCAGUUCUGGACCAUGAACUGUACCAUGCAGUAAAACCUGGGCUGUCUGCUUAUAAGGACAACCCUGAAGAGGGUGGCAACACCAUCCGACAGUUGCUGAAGAUUGCCAAGAAGACAGUGCCAGAGGAGGAUUGGAGGAGGACACCGGUGGUCCUGAAGGCCACGGCGGGUCUCCGUCUGCUGCCUGAAGACAAGGCCAACGCUCUUCUUAAGGAGGUUCGAGAGGUAUUUGACGAGUCCCCUUUCUUUGUGCCAAACAACAGUGUUUCCAUCAUGAAUGGGGCAAAAGAAGGAGUCCUUGCCUGGGUCACAGUGAACUUCCUUACAGGUCACUUGUACUCCAACACAAAGAGGACAGUUGGCAUCCUGGAUUUGGGCGGAGGAUCUACACAGAUCACAUUCCUGCCCAAGUCAAAGAAAACUAUUCAGUCUGCUCCUGCCAGCUACAUUGCCAAAUUUAACCUCUUCAACUAUACAUAUCAACUCUACACACACAGCUACCUUGGAAAUGGACUGUAUGCGGCCCGACUUGCAACUCUUGGAGCACUAGGAGCUGAUGGUCUAGAUUGGAAAGUCUUCACUAGUUCCUGCCUCCCGAAAAAGUUCAGAGAAGAUUGGACUUUUGGAGGAACCACCUACAAAGUUAGCGGGAUUCCAGACGGCUACGCAGGCUAUAAGCUGUGCUACUAUGAGGUGAUGAAGGUAAUCAAAGGAAUAGUGCACCAGCCCUAUGAGGUGAAGGGCAGCAGCAUCUUCUACGCUUUCUCCUACUACUAUGACAGAGCUGUGGAUUCUGGCCUCAUUGAUGGCAGUCGCGGUGGUGCGCUUGAAGUCAGGGAUUUUAAGAAGCGAGCCAAGGAAGUGUGCAACAAAAUGACCAAAUACCGUGCUAUCAGCCCCUUCCUCUGCAUGGAUAUGACAUAUAUCACUUGUCUGUUAAAGGAGGGUUUCGGCUUCAAGGACAGCACUGUGCUGCAGCUAGCCAAGAAGGUGAACAACGUGGAGACAAGCUGGGCCCUGGGGGCAACCUUUGACUACUUCAGAAACCUCGACAUCCACUAAGGACAGCUCGCUGUCACUGCAGCCGGCACUGAGAGGGACAGUCUGUCACUGCAGGGCUUCCCUGACCCCCCCCCCACGAUCAGCCCGCCCCCUUACAGACACAUCCGGUCCCACCAUGCUUCUCGCCCACCACGCCCCUCCUCUUUUUCCUCAACCUCAGCACCCUGCGUACACUCCGAAAACUGUUGAAAAAAGAAAUCACUAUAUUUUUAUAAGGCCAGCUAUUUCUACUGUAUGUUGAGCUCACAACUGGUGGGCUGACUUUAUUUUUUUGUAAAACGUUUACAUUUUUGAUUUCUUAUGGGUGUCUGAAAUGUCUUUCUCACCUACACUUAAGUGUGUUGAUGGUAGUUUAGAAGCAAUACAAUCAGUCAUGGUAUUUUGGUGCUUACUGUGGUCCUGGUUUGCACUGUACAGUGCAGCCAUAGUUGUCUUUCUAAAUGCUUGUAAAUCAAUAGUUUUUUCUAACAGUAAAUUAUUUCACCCUAAUUAAUUUGGCCCCAGCCUUAGACAGCCAUUCAGCUUCAUUUCUUCAACUUUGCACAUAACACUUUAAUUGUAGAUAUUGUAGCUUAGACAUGAUCAGUUGCUUUGAUGUUUUGACUAAAGACUUGUGUCGGCUUCACCACGACUGAGGGGGCAAAGAGAGUGCUUUAGAGCGAUGCCUCUUAUAGACUGUGUAGUACAGCUGUUACAUGUUUGAGGUUAAUGUCUGUAUUUUUAAAGUUCAGCCAUUAUUGCUUGUUUUGUCUAGAGUGGAAAAGACCUUAUCAAGCAUAGCUAAAUUGCAGGGGCCCCACGUCUGAACUGCAUUUUAGACUAGCAACAGAAAAACCUCUCAUCAAGGGUAGAUAGUUCAUCCAUCAUCACAAUUUACAGCCACUAAAUACAGCAAAAAAUGUAAACAGAAAUUAAGCAAAAUGACUCCUUCAUUUGUUGCUGUUUGCUCAAAAACAUGAUUGAAUUCUGUCAUUUGUCUUGUUAAGUGUACAGAUAUUUAACUAACUUUAUCUAAUAUAGAAUAUUUGAAUUAUCCUCACCCAAUAUUAACUCUUGAACUUUCUGUGUAACUGCUCUUUAAGCCGUGCCUUUGCUGUCUUUUCAGAAUUCAACAUGUUCAAUAACUACUGCUGUAUAUACAAAAUAUAAACUUUUAUUAGUAAACUCUUUUGACAGGAACUGCUUUUACAUUUCAAAAACUUCCUGCUACACAAUCAGAAAUGUUUCUAUGUUCAUCAGUAUGAAUAACCUGAAAACUGACAAUAUGUAAAGUGUUGUUUUUAUUAAAUCCAGUGAAAUAAGUGUAUGUUUUAAUAAAACAUGAAAACAUG
Micropterus dolomieu (smallmouth bass) is the source of this 2985-nucleotide messenger RNA. It is a transcript of the gene entpd5a, whose product is annotated as ectonucleoside triphosphate diphosphohydrolase 5a. Gene Ontology annotation, molecular function: GDP phosphatase activity; UDP phosphatase activity. Gene Ontology annotation, cellular component: membrane. The record is from RefSeq and is a predicted model, not a curated record. Gene Ontology annotation, biological process: nucleoside diphosphate catabolic process. The transcript has 14 exons. Lineage: Eukaryota; Metazoa; Chordata; Actinopteri; Centrarchiformes; Centrarchidae. The coding region runs from base 140 to 1654 and encodes 504 amino acids.